Molecule: messenger RNA, 756 nt
Organism: Zophobas morio
Lineage: Eukaryota; Metazoa; Arthropoda; Insecta; Coleoptera; Tenebrionidae
Product: putative nuclease HARBI1
Exons: 3
Coding region: 1-756 (251 amino acids)
Source: RefSeq, a predicted model, not a curated record
AUGUUGAAAAAGGUGAAAAUCAGCAAAGAGUUCGGAUUGAAGCGGUCGAUCCGUUUGACUUGUCUGAUUUUCGUUUUAUUAAAUUGUUUAGGCCUAACUACUCGGACAAAGUUACUUGCUGCUCUAAGAUUUUUUGCCGGCGGUAGUUACCAACUCGACGUAGGAGGUAACUACACUGUUGGACUCAGCCAACCGUCUGUGUCGCGGGCAAUUCACGAAAUUAUAGACGCCUUUAACACUCCGUUUAUGUUAUACCGUUUCAUUAAAUUUCCGCAAACAAUUGAGGAACUAACAAACAUUCGGCAAAGAUUUUUCAUUAAAUUUGGAUUACCGGGUAUUAUUGGGUGUAUUGACGGCACUCAUGUUUCGAUCGUUACUCCCAUCGAAAACGAACAUUUGUACAUAAAUCGGAAACGGUAUCAUUCUUUAAAUGUCCAAAUUAUUUGUGAUGAAGAACUCAAAAUAACCAAUGUGAAUGCCAGAUUUCCGGGCAGUACCCACGACAGUUUUGUUUGGCAAAAUUCUAAUAUUUUUACUUUUCUGCGGGACCUCCCACGAGAACACAGAGGCAGUUACUAUUUACUAGGCGAGUCUGGAUAUCCCCUUAGAGCGUCCUUAUAUCGGAAGCCAGAAUACGCGCCCUGGGCCGCAAAUAUUCAAGCCCUUGAAGCCGAACACAGUCCCAAAUCGCUUUUAUCGCUCGCAUGGAAAUCAACCAACCAAUUUGUGAUAGAGGAUUGCUGUUUUUUAAAUUAG